Molecule: messenger RNA, 3894 nt
Organism: Onychostoma macrolepis
Lineage: Eukaryota; Metazoa; Chordata; Actinopteri; Cypriniformes; Cyprinidae
Gene: tom1l2b
Product: target of myb1 like 2 membrane trafficking protein
Exons: 15
Coding region: 95-1678 (527 amino acids)
Biological process (GO): signal transduction
Cellular component (GO): endosome; membrane
Molecular function (GO): clathrin binding; phosphatidylinositol binding; ubiquitin binding
Source: RefSeq, a predicted model, not a curated record
UGCCCUGAAUCACUAGACCAAUAGGAGUCGUCCAUGGGCGGGGCUUGAGUGUUUACUGUCUCAUUGACUGUUAGUCGUUGGGUAUGUUGACAAGAUGGAGUUCUUGCUGGGAAACCCAUAUAGUACUCCGGUGGGACAGUGCAUUGAAAGGGCCACAGAUGGCUCACUACAAAGUGAAGACUGGACCUUGAAUAUGGAAAUAUGUGACAUAAUCAAUGAAACAGAAGAUGGGCCUAAGGAUGCUAUGAGAGCUGUGAAGAAGAGGCUUAAUGGGAAUAAAAACUACAGGGAGGUGAUGCUUACGCUGACGGUUCUUGAGACAUGUGUGAAGAACUGUGGGUACCGGUUCCAUGCACUCGUCACCACCCGGGACUUCAUUGAUGGUGUUUUGGUGAAAAUCAUAUCUCCUAAAAAUAACCCACCUGCCAUAGUGCAGGACAAAGUACUAGCUUUGAUACAGGCAUGGGCAGAUGCCUUCAGGAGUAGUCCAGAUUUGACUGGAGUAGUCCACGUCUAUGAAGAAAUGAAGAGGAAGGGUAUAGAGUUUCCUCAAUCUGACUUGGAGACCUUGUCCCCCAUUCACACACCACAACGGCAGCAAAGUGUUCCAGAGUUGGACCAGCAGAAAUAUAGCGCCCCAGUCCAGCCCAAGCCACAGCCACAGCCCCACCCUGCCUCUGCUCCUCCUUUCUCUGCCCCUGUGACCCACACUUCCCCACAGUUGCCCAAUCUGCACAUGUCUGGGCCCAUCAACCCUUCCCCUGAACAGAUUUGCAAGCUACGCAGUGAGCUCGACAUUGUACGUGGGAACACUAAAGUGAUGUCGGAGAUGUUGACCGAGAUGGUUCCCGGUCAAGAGGAUCCGUCCGAUCAUGAGCUUCUUCAGGAGUUAAACAGAACGUGCAGGGCCAUGCAGCAGAGGAUAGUUGAGCUCAUCUCACGUGUGUCCAAUGAGGAAGUCACAGAGGAGCUCCUGCACGUCAACGAUGACCUCAACAACAUCUUCCUACGAUAUGAGAGAUACGAGAGAUUCCGGUCUGGCCGAACUGCUCAAGGCGUAAACAACGGGGUCCUGAAUGAGGCGACAGAAGAUAACCUGAUUGAUCUAGGACCAGGGUCUCCUGCAGUGGUCAGCCCCAGGAUCAGUGCUACUCCUCCGUCCAGCUUGCCUCCCUCUGUGGCUCCGAUUCGCUCCGCCUCACCAGUCACUCUCUCCUCCAGACUGGCUGUUUUGGAUGUCGGUUCUGACAGUGUGAGUGGCACCUUGAGCUCUUUGACUACCUGUCAACCCCAAGAUGACUUUGACACGUUUGCCCAGACCAGGACUGGCACCAUACCUGAGAGGAAGAACGCACCAUUCGAAGACACAAAGGCUUCAAGUGGAGUUGCACCGACUUUGGAUGUCAGACAACAACACACUGGGGCAGCUCUUGACCAGUCCUCUGUCAUGGAUGACAUUGAGGAGUGGCUCUGUACUGAUGUGAAAGGAGAUGAAGGAGAAGAGGGUGUGACAAGUGAAGAGUUUGACAAGUUUCUGGAGGAGAGAGCCAAAGCAGCAGAGAUGGUGCCCACGCUGCCGUCACCCCCGAGUGACGAGCUUUCUGCUGCUGCCGCCGGCGCUUCUGCAAACGCGAGUAAAAAGGCAGGCAGGUCCGAGGACUCUGUCUUCGCCUUGUAGAUAGGUGUCAGAUCCUCUGGGGCGGCCCAGCACUGCUCAUGUGGCAGUGAUGGGUCAGCCGCUUUGCAGAUCUAUCAGCGUCUCCUCUUUCUCUCCUGCUUCCUGCUUCUCUAGCACAAUCAACACUACCACACCUGAAGUGAUCAAAACUGUUUCAUGAUCUAGACAUUUUCAUAAUGGACAUUUUCAUACUCUACCAAGUUUUCAUUCCAUUGAAAAUACUGUAUAAGAUCCACUCAUAACUCCCUCUAAAAGCAUUACCGUUCCUUGUGGGUUCGAGAGUUCAAUGUCUAUUUUUUUAAUUGAUAUUUGUGGUAUAAAGCAAGGAAGUUCUUGUAAAGUCUACUACCAGAUCCGGUCAUGUCUAACUUUGUGUUCACUGUGGUCCUGCAUGCAACAGCUGGAUAAUCCAAUUUCUCUUUCCUCAUUAAUUAUCUAUUUUUUUGUUUUGUUUUUUAUUUACUUGAUGAUUUGCUUUAAAGGGAUGUUAUACAUAGGAUUAUUUAUUAUAAAAUUUCCAAUUAAUACCUCUGACAAGAUGAAAGCUGAUGGUAGCAGUUCAGCUGGCAAAUUUAAGAUUUUUGUGUCAUAUUAUCAGAAACUCUUACCAGUUGUUAAAUGAGACAUGACUAUGAAGAGAGAGAAGUUUUAAGCAUUUAUUCGAAUUAUAACACAUUUUGCUUAAAAGUGACAGAAGUGACGUGUUUGUACCACGUCUCUGAACUACAUAAGUCACAUCAAAAUGAUUUGUAUAGCGCUUUUCACGAUACAAAUCGUUGCAAAGCAGAGGGAAAAUGAUAUGAUUAAAAUUUCACUGGAUACUUUUAAAUGCUAUUUUACCUGGCAAAACCAUUGCCUAUUAGAAAGGAUUAAUAGGAACAAAAAGUAUGCAUUUCAAUUUAAUUUGCACUGAAAGAAUUAUUCGCCUUUCGGCUGUGUUAAAAGAGCUUUUGUUCAAAUACAAAAUUUAAGCUGUCGUUCAUUUCAGCGCUGUCUAUUACGAGGCCGAAAACAAAUGGACUUUCCAGAGAACUGAUGGUGACUGCGAGGCAGUUUAAAUUGGAUUUUAUGUUGCACAACUGCAGCAGAAGUGGUGUCGAGCUUAAUGUUAUUAUAGGGAAUGAAAUGGAUCUGCCUUAAAGAACUGGUUGUAGGUAGAUUAAGGUGUAGUCCACAUUUAACGUUUGGUACUCUCGUGUUUGCACAUCAGAGAUUUGAUUUAGUGAGGUGAAUGUGCUGAUGUAAUAUCUUAGUUUGAGUGCUGUGUCUCGCUGUUGUGUACAUGCUGUUUUGACGGACCAAAUGUUUAACCUUAGCAAAUAAUUUAAGUGUAGAGUCAACUAACUUAUGACAUACAGUACAUUGCUUUUAUCGUCCAGAGGAGUUUUAGUUAUGUUUGUAUUUGAUUUUGUUUGUUGAUUUGGGUGAGCACAAAUCAAAGGGACAGUGCACUUUUGCAUGGCUAAUUAUUUUAUAUGAUUUGUCACACUACACAAAAUAUGUAUUAUGAACCCCAGAUCUAUCGAGUAACUAAGCUUUGGCCCUCUUGCACUCAUAAUUUCAGUUUGAAAACUGGGGAUCGCCGCCUUUGGCAGAAUUAUUGGGAGUUCAUUGCGCUGUGUUUGUGAACUGGAGCUGUUAGGACAGUGUAAGGGAAACAGUUUAGGGAUCAGGAAUCAGUGAUAUUCAGUCUAUUAGUUUGGUAUGUUUUAGAAGAGCUAAGAAGAAAUUCAAGGAUCGCUGUAGCAGGGAUGCAGCUCGAUUAUGCACAAGCAUUAAUACUAAAAUUGUAUGGCUACUGUCUAUUUUUGUUGAUAACAGGAGAUUUGAGGGAUACGGUUGGUGGUCACAAUUGACAAGUUUCUUUCAUGAAAUCUGUAUCUCCUUCUACUUUUCUAAUAUGCACACUAAACUACGCUCAAAUUUUACCUCCUAUGGAUGUUAACCAUCCCAUUUAAAUGCUGUUGUUAUUGUUUUUGACACUAUCGCUGAAAUGGUUCAUCUUGGAUUAAAUCACAUGAUUUUAAUUGAAGUUAUUUAUCAGUUUAUCAGCAUCUACCUUGAAUGAAUUUUCAGCAAUUGUGCAAUUUCAUCAAUUAAUGCUGCACUACGGUUUGAUUUAUUUUAAAUUGUUUUAGCUGUAAAUUAGUCUCCGUAAUGUACAGUUUGAGAAAGCAGAACAUUUAUUUAGUAUCUUUUUUUUUUUUUUUUUCUUU